Molecule: messenger RNA, 939 nt
Organism: Chinchilla lanigera (long-tailed chinchilla)
Lineage: Eukaryota; Metazoa; Chordata; Mammalia; Rodentia; Chinchillidae
Product: olfactory receptor 6C2-like
Exons: 1
Coding region: 1-939 (312 amino acids)
Biological process (GO): G protein-coupled receptor signaling pathway
Cellular component (GO): membrane
Molecular function (GO): G protein-coupled receptor activity; olfactory receptor activity
Source: RefSeq, a predicted model, not a curated record
AUGAGAAAUCAUUUGGCAGUAACAACAUUCAUCCUGCUGGGACUGACAGAUGAUCCCAAACUACAAAUUCUAAUUUUUGUACUGUUUUUUCUCACCCACAUGCUGAGUGUGGCUGGGAACCUCACCAUUAUUACCCUCACACUUUUGGAUUCCCAUCUUAAAACUCCGAUGUAUUUUUUUCUCCGCAAUUUCUCCUUCUUGGAAGUCUCAUUUACCACUGUCUGUAUUCCCAGAUUCCUGUACACUACGGCAAGUGGAGAUAAAACUGAUAGUUAUAAUGCUUGCACCACCCAAUUAUUUUUUGUUGUCUUCUUUGGAGCGACAGAAUUUUUUCUCCUGGCUGCCAUGUCCUACGACCGCUAUGUGGCCAUCUGCAAACCCCUGCAUUACACCACCGUCAUGAGCAGCAAAGUCUGCACUACGCUUGUUCUCUGCUGUUGGUUUGCUGGCCUGUUGAUUAUCCUCCCCCCUGUCGGCAUAGGCCUUCAGGUGGAGUUCUGUGACUCGAACGUGAUUGAUCAUUUUGGCUGUGAUGCCUCUAACCUUCUGCAGAUAACCUGCUCAGACACGACGUUCAUAGAGAAAAUUGUCUUGAGUUUUGCCAUCCUUACGCUCAUUAUUACUCUGGUCUGUGUUGUUCUCUCCUACACGUAUAUCAUCAAGACCAUUCUAAAAUUCCCUUCCACCCAACAAAGGAAAAAGGCCUUUUCCACCUGCUCCUCCCACAUGAUUGUGGUUUCCAUCACCCACGGGAGCUGCAUCUUCAUCUACAUCAAACCUUCAGCAAAGGAAGGAGUAGCCAUUAAUAAAGUGGUGUCGGUGCUCACUACUUUGGUUGCUCCUUUGCUUAACCCGUUCAUUUACGCACUUCGGAACAAACAAGUGAAAGAAGCUUUCAAAAACACAGUGAAACAGAUUGUAUUUCUCACAAGGAAGUGA